Aureococcus anophagefferens is the source of this 4080-nucleotide messenger RNA. RefSeq lists its product as hypothetical. Lineage: Eukaryota; Pelagophyceae; Pelagomonadales; Pelagomonadaceae. The coding region runs from base 1 to 4080 and encodes 1359 amino acids. The record is from RefSeq and is a predicted model, not a curated record. Gene Ontology annotation, molecular function: protein binding. The transcript is spliced from 2 exons. Gene Ontology annotation, cellular component: SCF ubiquitin ligase complex. Gene Ontology annotation, biological process: SCF-dependent proteasomal ubiquitin-dependent protein catabolic process.
AUGCGUCGAGAGGCCGCGUUCGCCCGCGCCGCCGGUGCGGCGGGCGUCUGCCCGCGCGCCGCGGACCGGCGGCGGCGCGCGCGGCGCAGCUGCGAGAACGUCUGCCCGCGCGCCGCCGGGGCCCCGCGCCAGUGCGCCCACUUCCGCGUCCGCGGCCGCCCCGCCGCGGCGCAAAUCGACGGCAACGCGCGGCCGGACGACGAGCGCCCCUUCGGCUUCGUCUGCAAGAACGGGCGGCGCCGCUGGUGCGCGCCGGCCCACGAGCGGCGCUGCGUCGCCUGCGGCGCGCGGACGCGGAGCCCGGCCGUCGACGGGGGCCUCGCGUUGUCGCUCGCCGCGCGCUCGGGCUUUUUCGGCUUCCGCGACGCGCUCGGCGCGCGGUGCCGGCGGUCGGACGCGGGCGCGUUGCCGCACGUCGCCGACCUCGCCCUCGCGGGCGUGUCCGAGCGGGGUCUGCGAUUGGCGGCGCGGCUGUGCCCGAACCUGAAGACCCUCGACGUCUCCGGCUGCGCCGGCGGCGGCGACGCGGCCGUGCUGGCGGCGCUCCUCGAGCGCUGCCCGAAGCUGGAGACGCUCGACGUCGGUGCCGUCGGCGCGGCCGGGCUCCGGACGCUCGCGGCGCUCGGGCUGCGGUCGCUGUCGGUCGGCGACUUCGGCUACGGCGACCUCGGCCCGCUCGCGGCGGCGCUCGACGGCGCGCCGCCGACGCUGGUGAGUUUGCGGGUGGACUGCCACCACUUCUGCUUCGCCGGGUGGGCGGCGCCGCCGCCCGCGAGCGCCGCGCGGGGAUUACGGAGCGUCGAGCGGCUGCGCGUCGCGUCGGCCUGGGGCGACCCGGGCUGGCUCUGGGGCCUCGCGCCGAACGUGGCCGCGCUGUCGCUGGCGGGGUGCCGAUCCGUCGGCGACGCGCCGGGGCUGCGGGGGCUGGCGCGGCUGGCGGAGCUCGACGUGUCCGGGAGCCCCUACGUCACGGGCUUCUCGCGGCCCGCGGUCCGCCAGCUCGCGCGGACGCUCGCGCGGCUCGACGUGUCCGACUGCGCGUCCAUGUUCUGCGUGGACUUUGUCACGGGGCUCGCCGCGCUCGAGGUGUUCGAGGCGCGGGGGCUCGGCAUCGCCGCGCUGCCGCGCGGCCUCGGCGAGUUGGCGCGGCUCCGGCGCGUCGACGUGUCGCGCUGCGCGGCGCUCGCGGAGCUGCCGGCGAGCCUGGGCGACGGCGCGCCCGCGCUCCGCGCCGUCGACGUCGCGGGCUGCCCCGCGCUCGCUAAGUUCCCGGCGAGCCUCGUGCAGCGCGGCCUAGAAGCGCGCCACCCGGGCAUGCCGCCUCCAAGCUCGCCCGAGAUCGUGGUCAAAUGCUACUAUGGCGACGCGAAGGGCGUCGCGGACGCGAUCGCCGCCGGCGCGGAUCUCCUGGAAGUGGCGUGUCCGGCGGUCUACUCUGGGAAUGUUGAGAGGCGCGGCCAGCCGGACCCGGAGUGCGGCAUCGCGUUGCACUACGCGUGCUUUUAUGCGCACAUCGACUGCGUGCGCGAACUCCUCGCGACGGGCUGCCACGAGCAGCUCGACUGGCGGCGGGCGGAGACCGGCGCAACACCACUCGUGCUCCUGUGCCAGCACGCGGGCCAGGCGGCGUGCUCGGUCAAUCCCCAUCAACUCGCGGACACGCUGGCGUGCGUCGAGCUGCUGCUCGAGGCCGGGGCCGCGCUGGAGCCCAGGACGACGAAGGAGCACACGAACCCGCGCCCCGUCGGCGCCCCGUCCGCCGAGGCCCGGCGCGGCCGCGUGCGCGAGGAUCCGAGCCUGCCGCGGGACUGGCGCGUGUCGCCGAGCGGCCUCACGGCCCUCGACUUCGCCUACCUCUCCGGCGACGGCGACCUCGUGCGCGCGCUCGAGGACGCCGCGGGCCUCCGAUACUCCGCGCGGACGCAUCGCCGCUUCCCGCGCCCGGCGCGGUACGCGGCGGCGGGCUGGCUCCGUCUGGGCUACCGGGUCGGCUCCGGCGCGCUGCUGCCGGUCUGGGCGAGUCGCGUCCUGCCGUUCCUCGUCGCGCGGACGAGCCGGGCGCCGGCGCCGCGGCAAUCCGCCGCCGCGGUGCGCGCGCCGUCCGAGGCCUUCGCCGUCGGGGCGACCGUGCGCGUCGUCGGAUUGGCCAAGGCGACGCAGCACAACGGGAAGCUGGGCCGCGUGUGCAAGAAGGCCGGGCCGGAGGGCCGCGUCGGCGUCGCGCUCGACCUCGGCGGCGCGGUCGCCGUGAGGCGCGAGAACCUCGAGGCGCUCGACGCGGCCGACGACGGGGAGUCGGCCUCCGAGGCGGACACGGCGCCCGACGAGGACGGGGCGCCCGAAGACCCCCCGCGCCGCGCCUCGGGCAUGCGCGCGUCGCCGUUCGCGACGCCCCUCGGCGAGAAGCUCCUGCGCGAGCAGCGCGAGCAGGAGCUGGCGGCCGCGGCCGCCGCGCCGCGGCCGCGCGAGGACUACCGGCGCGCCCUCGUGGACCUGUCGGCGCAGAUCCGAGCGGCGCGGCAGGCGACGGGGCCCGCGGAGCUGGCCACGGAGGAGAUCCUCGCCGCGAGCCCGUGGCUCGGCGACGGCGCGGAGGCGUUCUUCCGCGCGCACCCGUUCCCGCGGCCGCGGUCCGGCCCCGCGCAGCGGCAGCUGGGCUACUGGAAGGGCGUCGCGUCGGGCCUCUUCCCGCCGGGCGAGGGCGAGGGCGUCGUCGGCGGCGAGAUCGCGGAGCGGGUCCCGGAGACGCGGCCCGUCGAGGUCGACGACGUUAAGGGCUCGACGUGGGUCGCCGUCGUCCUGGUCCAGGCGGGCGACGGCGCGCUGAGCGCGCGCGUCGUCGCGGAACUUUGGACCCUCGCCUUCGACGGCGCGGGCGCCGCCGCGACGGCGGCGUGCGGCGGCCUCUUUGACGGCGCCGCGGCGCUGCGCCUCGACGCGCGCUGCGAGGACCCGUCCUGCGCCGCGUCGCACCAAUACCUGGAGGUCGCGGACGGGGGCACGGUCCAGGGGGAGACGUGCGGCCCGGAGCUGCGGCGCGCGGGCUGCCACCGAGCGGAGCUGUCGAUCGUCGCCGAGGCCCUGCCGGGCUCGGGCAUCGCCGCGGGCGACCUCAUGGUGCACGUCGCCGAGUUCGGCAAGAUGCACAGCGACGACGGCCUGCGCUACCACCGGGAGCAGCGGGGCCUGACGCUCCUCUUCCUGAAGCGGGCGGCCGCGGCGCCGCCGCGGCGCGCCGCCGCGCCGCGGGCGAGCCGCGCGCCGUGCGACACGCGACUGAUCGAGGGCCUCGCGGCGGGCGACGCGGCGCCGUCGGGCCCGCUCGGGCUCCUUGACGCGGGAACGGCGACGGGCGUCCUCACGCACCUGCGCCACAUCGUCGACGGCGCGUGGCGGUCGCUGCUCGCGAUCUUCUUCUCCGCGGCCGCGCCCUUCUCCGAGGCCGGCGGCACGCCCGAGCAGGUCGCGAACACGCGGGACCUCCGGCGCAAGAUCCCCGUCGCGGCGCUGGGGUGGUACCUCUACCCGAGCGAGCGCUGGGAGGAGGCCUGCACGCACUUCGCGGGCGCGCUCUACGCGGCGCCCGCGGCGCCCGGCGACGCGGCGCCGCCCUGCGAAGCGCCCGCGGACUGGUCCGACCUCUGGGAGCGGAGCGGCGGCGACGUCUGCGCGGCGUUCCGCGGCCGCGGCAACGCGGCGCUCCGGAGCCGGUGGUACGCGGACCUCGUCGUCGAGUUCGCCGCCAACUACCUCGCGUUCUGCGUCCACGCGCGCGAGCUCGAGCCGCCGCGGGCCAUGCAGCGCGCCUUCGGCCUCGCCGCGCCGAGCCGCGCGGCCGUCCUCGGCGACCGCGGCGCCGUGCCGCACCCGGCCUGGGGCGCGGCCUUCGACCGCGUCGCGUCGUUCCUCGUCUUCAUGUUCCCGGACCAGGCCUCCCUCAAGGAGCUCUUCCUCUCCUACGCGACCGAGGUCUACGAGCUCCCCGCGGACUGGCUCGGCCCGGCGGCCGGCCCCUCGCGCGCGUCCGCGCGCGCGCGCGAGCUCCAAGACGCCGCCGACGCGGCGCGCGCGCGCGCCUGA